This is a messenger RNA of Leptonychotes weddellii (Weddell seal), 936 nucleotides long. NCBI's taxonomy places the organism in Eukaryota, Metazoa, Chordata, Mammalia, Carnivora, Phocidae. The record is from RefSeq and is a predicted model, not a curated record.
AUGGCUCCCACCAGCACAUCAAGGAGCUUCCUCCCAUGCGGAUCCCGACGGAGGCGGCUUGUUUUGAAACAAACGCAGCAAGGGGCUCUGCAAGCAUUGUUCCAGCAGAACCCAUACCCAGGCAUUGCCACCAGAGAAAGACUGGCCCGAGAGCUAGACAUUCCAGAAUCCAGGAUCCAGGUGUGGUUCCAGAACCAGCGAACAAGACAGCUAAGACAGAGCCGACUGGGGUCUGCCAAAUCCCACAGGGAAGGGCCAUCACAUGGACAGGAACAGCCUCCAGAAGGCAGGAGAAAACGGACAUCCAUUUCUCCAUCCCAAACCAGUAUCCUCCUUCAAGCCUUUGAGAAGAACCGCUUUCCGAACAUUGCUACCAGGGAACACCUGGCCAGACUCACAGGUCUUCCAGAAUCCCGCAUUCAGGUCUGGUUCCAGAACAGAAGAGCUCGGCACCCAGGGCAGAGAAGAAGUGGCCCCAUGAAGGACCUGGAAGCACACCCCAAACCCAGUCCUCAUGUGACAGUCCCAGGGGAACCAGGCCCCCUGGCUGGUGUCCCCGAGGCAGGGCCCUCCGGGAGCAACUGCACCGCACAGUGCUGGAGCGAUGGGUCCCAGCUCGUCAUCGGCACAGGACAGGCUCAGGAUGGGGCAGUUCUGCAGCCUGCACAUGCUGAGACCCCUGGCUGGCAGCAGCAGGCACAUCCUACUGCAGGGCUGUCGGCUGUGCUCAACUCACAGCACCAACCCUCUGCAGAAGCCUCAAGUUUUUUAGAGGAACUUUUCUCAGCCACAGACAUGGAAGAAGACACACACCCUUUUCUGAGUGGGCGUCUGCCACAAGAGGACGCUCCGGGACCCCUGGAAGCACCUCUCAGCGAGGAGGAGUUUCAGGCCCUGCUGGCCAUGCUGCAUGAUUCCACAUGGCCUCAGGACUAG